AUGGACUCUUUCGUCAAGAUCGCGGGGGUGGCUGUUGCCGCCACGGUCCUGCUUAUCAUCGGCAAUGCCAUUCGCCAGCUGCUUCCAAGAAGCAAGUCUGAGCCGCCGGCCGUCUUCCAUUGGAUCCCCAUCGUUGGAAAUGCAAUCUCAUAUGGCAUGGACCCUCCUACUUUCUUCCGCAAGAACCGUGAAAAGUAUGGCGAUAUCUUCUCCUUUACUCUCUUCAACAUGAAGUUGAUGUGCUACUUUGGUAUCGACGGAAACGAAUUCAUCCUCAACGGCAAAGUGGCCGACCUGAACGCCGAGGAAGUCUACGGUCCUCUCACCGUCCCCGUGUUCGGUAAAGAUGUCAUAUACGACUGCCCCAACGCCAAGCUCAUGCAGCAGAAGAAGUUUGUCAAGUUCGCACUUACGCAACAGGCCCUCGAGGGCGCCGUCCCCAUCAUCGAGAAGGAGGUCACCGACUACAUCAAGACCACGCCCGGGCUCAAGGGCCAGGCCGGCACCCUCGACAUCUCAAAGGCCAUGGCCGAGGUCAACAUCUUCACAGCCAGCCGCGCCAUCCAGGGCGAGGAGAUCCGCUCCAGGCUCAGCCGAGAUUACGCAAAGGUGUACAACGACCUCGACAAUGGCCUCCAGCCUGUCAACUUCCUGAUGCCCUGGUUCCCGUUCCCCCACAACCGCAAGAGAGACCUCGCCCACAUCCACAUGCGAAACCUCUUCCUCGAGGUCAUUGAGAAGCGCCGGAAGCAAGGGCCCGAAGCCGAGCACGACAUGAUCUGGAACCUGCUCAACUGCAAGUACAAGGACGGCACCCCGGUCCCGGACAAGGAGAUCGCCCACAUGAUGAUCACCAUGCUCCUCGGCGGCCAGCACUCGUCCUCGUCCUCCAGCUCCUGGAUGCUCCUCCACAUCGCCUCGCGGCCCGAGGUCGGCAAGGCCCUGUACCAGGAGCAGGUCGACAACCUCUCCAAGGACGGCAAGCUCCAGCCCCUCACGUACGCCGACCUAGACAGGCUGCCCCUGCUCAAGAACGUCGUCAGGGAGACCCUCCGCACCCACUCGUCCAUCCACAGCGUCAUGCGCAAGGUCACCCGCACCCUCGAGGUCCCCGGCACCCCCUAUGUCCUGCACCCGGGCACCGUCAUGCUGUCCUCGCCCCUCGUCACCCAGCUGAGCGACGAGCACUUCCCCAACGCCGCCGAGUGGAACCCUAGCCGCUGGGAGAGCAAGGAGGAGAAGAAGGUGGAGGGAGAUGGGGGGAAGGAGGCCAAGGAGGAGGAGGAGGAAAGCGAGCAGGCUUUGUCCAAGGGCGCCCGCAGCGCGUAUCUGCCCUUUGGCGCUGGACGGCAUCGAUGCAUCGGCGAGAAGUUUGCGUAUCUGAACUUGGAGGUCAUUGUCGCCACGUUUGUGCGCCACUUCCACCUCAGCAACGUGGACGGCAGCCGGGAGGUGCCUCCUACUGAUUACUCGUCUCUGUUCUCGCGGCCUACCAUGCCUGCUGUGAUCAGGUGGGAGCGUCGGGUUCCGGAUGAGAAGGCUUAG
Messenger RNA from Clonostachys rhizophaga, 1545 nucleotides. NCBI's taxonomy places the organism in Eukaryota, Fungi, Ascomycota, Sordariomycetes, Hypocreales, Bionectriaceae. The record is from the annotation of a GenBank genome assembly.